Messenger RNA from Angiostrongylus costaricensis, 624 nucleotides. The record is from the annotation of a GenBank genome assembly. Lineage: Eukaryota; Metazoa; Nematoda; Chromadorea; Rhabditida; Metastrongylidae.
AUGAAGCUAUCUGAAUGUAACUAUUGCGCUACCAUCAAAGAAUGUUCUGCAAAGGGUGGGGAAUGGCGUCGUCCUGCUGGAGGAUCACUGGCGCACGUUCUACUCGCAGGUGAAGGAGCAGCGUUGAGCGAUGCAAAAGCGAUGGCUACACAGGCGGUGUUGCUUACAUCUCUAGGAAAGUCGGCAAGUGUGCAGUUUUCUGGAUCCCCAGGAAAUGCUUCUGUUCUUCGUGCACUUUCUGGGAAUGGCGCUGCUUCAGCCUUCCAAGCCGCCUACCAUGACACUGGCCUCGCUGGUGUUUACAUAAUAGCUGACAGCACCCAUGUUUCCAAGGCUGUCUCACUGGCCGUUUGCGCUAUCAGGGAUUACAAAUGCAACGAUCUUGAAGCUGCCAAGCGUCGUGCAACUAACGAACUUCUGCGACUCGCGGACCACAACAGUUCGGCGUCAAUCGAUCGUGCCACUCAAAUUCUUGCUGGUCUCACUGUAGAAGAUGAAGUGAUUGAGAAUAUUCAACAGGUCACUGUAAAUGAUGUGAACGCAGCAGCGAAGAAACUUUCGAGCAAAUUCUCGCUUUCCUGUUAUGGAAAUGUCGAUGAAGUUCCAUAUCUCGACUCUUUGUGA